Molecule: messenger RNA, 744 nt
Organism: Parnassius mnemosyne (clouded apollo)
Lineage: Eukaryota; Metazoa; Arthropoda; Insecta; Lepidoptera; Papilionidae
Source: the annotation of a GenBank genome assembly
AUGAAUCGUUUCUUGUUCAUAGUUUUUUCCUCAGCACUUGUCGUCUUGACUUUACAGACGACCGACUUCCAAGACAAUCUGAUCAAUGGAUACCGAACGUUAAUAGCAGACAUACAAGUGCGUACGCAAAAGUCAAGGGAAGACAUGGACACGUUGGUGUCACAAAUCAAAUUGCUUAUGAAGAACGAAGCUGACAAAGCCAUUAACUACAUGACGGUGUACCUUGAGCAAAUAUCCUUAUAUUUUCAGGUAAUAAUUCAUGACCGUAAACCGCGAAAUGGAACCUACUGCAAAGAGAGCAUCGUGAAAUUACUCGGAGAAAAUCUGCAGUUGGCAGAUGAAAAUGUCACUUUAUGCUUAGCAUUGGGAUACCAAAGAGUACAAAGGCUGCCAGAAAAACUACAAGUCCACUUCGAAACUUUAGAAAAUUUGAAGAAAUAUUCAGCGUCAAAACUAUUUGAGUGUCAGAAACAACAGCAGGUCGGAGGAAAUUGCUCACACGAAAGCCAGGAUCUUGAACGGACAGUUUUCCUUUAUGAAACUUCGCCUUUCCCUGUAGUAAUGGCUGAAAUAGCUAUUCACGGCUUCAAAGAAGUAUCUGACUUAAGCGUUUGUCUAAAAGACAUAAUUUCAAGGAUGAUGACACAUUCAGUUAAAGUAAUUGGAGACUUCAAUAGAUGCAUCCACAACAUUGAGAUGCCAAAAUUGAAAUAUUUAUUGAAAUUCAUGAAAAAAUAUGCGUAA